GGGGCGAUAAAGCACAAAUUCGCCAGAUUCCAACCGGCGGAAAAAAAAUAGGAAGAAGGCGCUACGAUAACACAGUUAUGCAAGAUGAUUUUGGAUUUGAUCUGUCAGAAUAAAACAUUGGGGUUGUGGCAUUAAUAAAAAAUAUCAGUAGAGAGCUGAGCAAACUUAAUUAUCCUUAUUUGGAAGCAGUGCGAAAUUGUCACCAUCUUUUACCGCAGAUCUGGGUGUCUUUUGGCAUUGUGCAUAUCAAGACACCGUUUGUAAAGUCUUCAAACAAUCUGUAAGGCUUCUGUGCUGUAAUUGUCACAAGCAGUGUCAGGGAUCAAGUUCAGCCAUAAUCUGGUAGACAUUCAGCUUUAACUCAAGAUGCACUCAGAUCUGUCUCCCCAUCUUCAUACUGAUGAGUGCAAUACACUUAUAACUCUUCUCAAGCAAUGCCACAAGGAGCACAAUGUUCGCAGGUUCUUUGGCACAUGUAAUGAUCUGGACCGUGCAAUGCGUGAUUGUCUCAAAAAAGAGUAUAAUAUGAAAAGGGAGCACAGCAAGGCCCAUGCAGCAGAAAUGAGGCAACGUCUAAAGGAAAGACCAAAAGAUCAUCCCUAAAUCAGGCUGCUUUGGAACACAGACCUGCUCCAAACAUGAACUGGCUUCAAGUGUUUCACUAAUAUGGUGCCUGAAAAUUGAAUCAGGAUCCCUUUGAAUGUUUUUCAUUCGAAGAUUUAUUAUAAAAAAAUUGAAUUACCAACAUUACUUUAUUUUGGGAAUGUUUUGCUAUAUGUAUUAAUUAAUGCACUUAGUGAUGCUUUAAGAAUGUUAUAAAAAUAAAUAAUAAAAAUCUUGGCGACACACCA
This is a messenger RNA of Triplophysa dalaica, 851 nucleotides long. RefSeq names its product C-x(9)-C motif containing 2 (gene cmc2). The record is from RefSeq and is a predicted model, not a curated record. NCBI's taxonomy places the organism in Eukaryota, Metazoa, Chordata, Actinopteri, Cypriniformes, Nemacheilidae. Gene Ontology annotation, cellular component: mitochondrion. The coding region runs from base 367 to 603 and encodes 78 amino acids. The transcript is spliced from 4 exons.